Messenger RNA from Mercenaria mercenaria, 8084 nucleotides. RefSeq names its product ubiquitin-protein ligase E3C-like. Gene Ontology annotation, molecular function: ubiquitin protein ligase activity; protein binding. The record is from RefSeq and is a predicted model, not a curated record. The coding region runs from base 126 to 3350 and encodes 1074 amino acids. Lineage: Eukaryota; Metazoa; Mollusca; Bivalvia; Venerida; Veneridae. Gene Ontology annotation, biological process: protein polyubiquitination; ubiquitin-dependent protein catabolic process. The transcript is spliced from 20 exons.
CUUGUUACAACCAUUGUAGUAUUUUGACAGACAGUGCAUGAUAAACCAAAAUAGAAAGAAUUUUCUUAAAAUCUAUUUGAGAAUUUGUUUCAGAAAGAUAUCCAGUGUCAGAAUUAUAGACGGUCAUGUACAGUUUUGAGGGCGAUUUUAGGAGGAAGCCGCAGCAGUCCUUGAGAGGAGCUAGCAAAAAGGAGGAUAAAGACACACUUCUGAAGAAUGCUCAAGAACAGAGGGAGAAAAGAGAGGAGCAACGUUUAAUGCUUGAAAAUGCUAUUAAAAUCCAGAGUUUCUAUCGUGGAUACAGAGUCAGGAAAAAACAGAGAGAAGGGUUACGGCAAGAGUUUGAUGCACAGCAAACAAUGUUUCAGAAAGCGCCACCUACAGUUGAUGCCUUGUACAGUAUGGUAUCUAAGAUCUGCCAUUUUUAUACUGACAGGAAGGAUGGACCUAGACUGGUAUGGUUAAGUCAGCAGCUUGUAAAAUACAAGGAUUCCUAUCUCAAACUGAUGUCUGGUAACUUGAAGGGACCCCAGCAGGUGAAAAUGUUGCUGCUCCUCUGCUUAAGCUAUUUGCAGAGCAUUGCAAACAGUGGACAGCCUAUAGCUAUACCUAUGAGAAUGUUGGAGGUGUUCACUUCACAGACAGUAUACAAGGGAAAUGAUGUAUUGAAAUCAGUAUGGAAAUGCCUUAUUGAUGCUGGAUAUUUUGAGUGUAUGAGGAUGUUAUUAAACAAAAAGGUACCGUCAAGCUUAGGGAGAAGUCAUGUUGCUCCUACCCCAGUUGCUGCCAGUAUAUAUGAGUUGGUUAUGAAUCCCAUCAGUUAUGCUGCCAUCUGUAAAGAUGUCCAGUUUAGUAACCUUGUGUUAACAUCAGUUUGUCGAUCUUUACUGUGCCCAGUAUACACAGAACAAAUAUCACAGUUUCUUCUUCCUGCGAUGGCUUAUGGGAAAUAUCCAUUCCCGUUUGUGGACCUUAUACAGACCCUGAUAACACAGUGUAGAGAAGCUGAGAUGGGUGAAGGGAAGAAUAAAGGGUUUGGAAGAACAUGUUAUAGAAAGAAGUUGAAGAUGGAGAUAACACCAUGGUUACUUGGAGCAUUCCUGACAUUAGGGGAUAAGGUUAUUGAUACAAUGCCAGCCGAGUCAUUCAGCUUGUACAUCCAGGUGUUACAAAGACUGUUACCAACGUUACCUGCAUCACAGAACUUAGAUGAUGAGAAUUCUGAUUCUGAGGAGGAUAUGGAUUUUUCAGAGAGUGGAACAGAUGAAGGACGAUUGUGUGAGCUGAGAGAGGAAUGUUUAGAGGUUAUAGACUCGCAGGCUCAUGUACUCAAGAUGGUGGCUCUAGUAAGUGGGGAACCAGACACACAUGUCAUGUAUGCAGUAUCAGUCAUCUGUCAUUGUCUAAUGAGUCAACACAGAUUUUCCAUACAUAAACGAAGGUUGUUAUACAGUUUAGCAUACAAUCAAAAGUUUGUACGCAGUUUAUGGCAUUGUUGUGUGACGUUGUCAACAGUAACAGCAACAAGGACAGAAACUGCAUUGAUUAUGAUGUUAAGUCGAGGACUGACCAUGUCGGACAAAGAUAUAAGCAAGAUAGUUCCUGUACUGGCAACAUUCUGUUCUAUGUUUAGCCAUUCCUUACAUACACUACAUGAUGCUGACUUCUAUGGGGAUAAUACAGGGAGCGGUUCAAGUAUGCCAUUCAAUCUGUUGGAGGUUAUACAGAUGGUGAUAGCUUUGAGAGAUGUGUGUCUAGGUAUAAUAGAGUUGGCCCACCCUGAUGCCAAACCUACCAUCAACGAGGAUUACAGACAGGCACUGCGCAGGGUUGGUGUGAAAACCAGGAAUAACAACGAUAAAGAAUUAAAUAAACAGACAUUACAGUGGGGUCACUUGUUUAAGGUAACAGCCAGUUUAGUUAGACAGAUCUAUACACGUGAUGCACGGAGAUCAUUUUGUCCAAAAGAUCUCUGGUUGUCAGAUCGGGUUAAGAUUCACGCGGACGGACCGUCACAGAUUUAUCAGUCCAAUAUAGCCGCUCUUACACAACGACCAUUUAGAACAAUGCAGUCACUGACCAAAAUCAAUGAGGAUGAAGGUGGACCACCCUUGUCAAACCGAGAUGUCAAAAACCUUGUUAUCCUUACAGAACUUCCAUUUGUUGUAUCCUUCCAUGAGAGGGUCAAGAUAUUACAGAAGUUGAUAAGUAAAGACAAAGAAGAGAAUCAAGGCAUGGCCCACCAAUUUUUGUCUGGUCCAAGCAUCAAUGUUAUGAUCCGUAGAAACUACAUCUAUGAAGAUGCCUUUGACAAAUUGUCUCCAGAUAAUGAAGAGAAUCUUAAGUUGAAGAUGCGGGUGCAGUUGGUCAAUGCAGCUGGUAUGGAUGAAGCUGGAAUUGAUGGUGGUGGAAUUUUUAGAGAGUUUCUUAAUGUUUUGUUGAAGACUGGUUUCGAUCCAAACCGAGGGUUUUUCAGUCAGACAACUGACCGUCUGCUGUAUCCUAACCCUCAGGCAGCAGUUCUCACAGAGGAUUUUAGGGAUCACUAUUACUUUCUUGGAAGGAUGCUUGGAAAGGCCAUAUAUGAGAACAUGCUGGUAGAAUUACCUUUUGCCUCAUUCUUCCUGUCAAAGAUACUCAGUCGUCAUAGUGGUGACCUUGACAUUCAUCAUCUGGCCUCACUUGACCCAGAAAUGUACAAAAAUCUUCUCUUCCUCAAACACUAUGAUGGAGAUAUUAAAGAUUUAGGCCUUGAUUUCACUACAGUGAAUAAUGACUUUGGAGAAACAAAGGUGGUAGAACUGAAGAGAGAUGGUCAUAACAUCCCAGUGACAGCUCAGAACAGAAUAGAAUACAUACAUCUUAUGGCUGAUUAUAAACUUAACCAACAGAUAAGAAAGCACUGCACAGCUUUUCGUGAAGGUAUGUCAGAUUUAAUCAAUCUGGAAUGGUUGCGAAUGUUUGACCAGCAAGAGUUACAGGUCCUGAUCUCUGGAGCGGCAGUACCUAUAGACAUUGAGGACCUGAAACAGUAUACACACUAUUCCGGAGGUUAUGACGCUGAACACCCUGUCAUCAAGAUGUUCUGGCAGGCUGUGGAAGAAUUAACUGAUGAACAGAAGAGACAACUUCUUAAGUUUAUAACGAGCUGUUCUCGGCCCCCACUUCUUGGAUUUAAGGAUUUGUACCCGGCUCUUUGUGUUCACUAUGGUGGUAAUGAACCGGACCGGCUGCCAACAGCUAGUACAUGUAUGAACCUUCUCAAACUCCCAGAAUGUAAAGACUAUGCCACUCUUAAACAUAAACUUUUGUACGCAAUAGAAUCAGGUGCAGGAUUUGAACUCAGCUGAUCUGUCUCAUAUAGUUCAAGUUUUAUAAAGUUGUACAGUUGAGGCAUGGCAUACGCAGAACAUGGCUGCUAAAUACAUCUAUUUAGCCUGAAAAUUGAAAUUCAUGAGACAAAAAAGAUGUUUCUUACCCAGAUAUUAAUAUAAUACUUUGUGAUAUUACCUUGCCUCUUUUAGUUGAACUUAUUUCAUCUCAAAUGAAGUUCCUACAAAUUUAGAACUUGAAGCUAAACUGUAUUUAUUUGCAGUGAAGUAUGUAUUACUGAAUACCUAUAAACUGUAAAAUGCUUUCAGACCGAAUGUGAUAUAAUAUACUAUUAUAUGUAAAUCAGUUGUAUCUUUUUCAUCAUUUUCGUGACAGACAUGGUACUCCAGUAUGAUAAAAAUAAAAAAUAUAAAAUGUUUUGUUUCAAAAUUUUUGCUCUACAUUUUUUUGCAUUUUGUGUGACAAUGUUUGUAACUUCUAAAAUGAAUUCUAUGCACUUUACAUUUUUUCACCACUAUUUUAGUAAUAUUAAGCUGAGAUUGUUAGUUUAUAAGAUAUAGCAGCUUUCAAUUAAGAAAUACUGCAAAGAAAAGUCACGUUUUAACAUUAUUAAUACAUGAAAAAUAGGUUAUACGUCUGCAUAUUAAUACAUGAAAAAUAGUUUAUACGUCCGCAGAAUAAAUUCAUGAGGGCAUAGCCUGAGGGAAUUAUUCUGGCGAGGUAUUACCAAUUUUGAGUGUUUUAAUUUAAGUAAAACAUGAUUUUGCUAUACGUUGUUUUGAUUCUUAUAUGAUUUUUAUCUAGCAGUGCUCUUUCUUGGUAGCAACAAAAACAUUGACAUCAUCACUCAUUAACAUGACAUCAUUUUAGCGUAAACGUAACAGAAACAAACAUAUAAGAAUUUCUCAUACUGUUUCUCACUACCUUUUCUGUUGCAUCAAAUAUCAUGUUUUUGUUAUCAAUCAUUACUAUACUGGUUGGGAACCAUUUUCCAGACACAUUUUCAUAUUUCGGCUCCAUUAUUCCCUAAGAAAAUAUUUGUCAUAAAUGAAGCCCACACUGCACAAACUUCAGCUCCUUCCACAUCCGAUGUAAUCAGCAUCGCGUUGUUACGUAAAAUAUGGGUUCCAUGGGGCCUCAAAUGGGGUCACUAAAAUAAGUUAUUUUUCCCCGUCAGGUAAACCAGUAUCCGGACAAAUAUUUUGACGGUGUUUUGUUGUUAAUUUGAUAUCAAAAUAAGUAAUUGAACUAUUUCUACAGAUUUCUUUAUCAUUCAUCUCUACAAAAUUGCACAUGAAACAUAACCCGACAUUCAAUAGCAGCUACGAAAGCAGACCGAGGUUGACUAUAAAAAACUCGAAUUUCGUCUUAUACGAAUUAUUGAUAAUUCCAAUAGAUAUAGAAUAAAAUUUGUGCAAAAAUCGACAGCCCUGCAUCUUACAUAACUUUUAGCGUGAAAUUAAAAGUAGAACAUGUUAUCAACGGACAAUCAUAAUGUAGUUUGAUUAUUUCUUCCCCACUUGAUACCUUGGCAUGUGUGAACUACUGCGCAUGUGCAAUGCUAUCUUCAUGCCCCGUUAAGACAGAAAGUUCUUUUGCAAAUGCAGGUGAGUUAUCAUCAAAAACCCAAACAUUAUACAGCCUUAUAAAAUAGUGGUUUGUUGUAGACAUGAAGAACAAACAUCUAAAUGAUCUAGAUGAAACAAUAACAUGAAUAACAACGAAAUAAAGCGGAUAUUGUAUGUGUCCGGAAACUGGUCCUGUCCGGAAAAUUGUUCCCAACCAGUACAGUAUAUAUAUAUAUAUAAAAAUAUACAAUGGACUUCUUGUUUUAAAACAUUGGUGUAGCAUAACAUCUGGUCAGUAAAAUACAUGAUAGCCACCAGAUUUCACUUUCUUGUUUCAAUAUAUUCAGCAAAAUCAUUCUAAGAGUGGUCAUGAUACAGUAAAAUAUUCUCCACCAGUUCAUAUCAAAUGCAGUAGAAGUUUAUAAAUCUAAUAGGACUAUCUAACCACUUUUUAGCUCACCUGUCACAAAGUGACAAGGUGAGCUUUUGUGAUCGCGCGGCGUCCGUCGUCCGUCGUCCGUGCGUGCGUCCGUAAACUUUUGCUUGUGACCACUCUAGAGGUCACAUUUUUCAUGGGAUCUUUAUGAAAAUUGGUCAGAAUGUUCACCUUGAUGAUAUCUAGGUCAAGUUCGAAACUGGGUCACGUGCCAUCAAAAACUAGGUCAGUAGGUCUAAAAAUAGAAAAACCUUGUGACCUCUCUAGAGGCCAUAUAUUUCACAAGAUCUUCAUGAAAAUUGGUCAGAAUGUUCACCUUGAUGAUAUCUAGGUCAAGUUCGAAACUGGGUCACGUGGGGUCAAAAACUAGGUCAGUAGGUCUAAAAAUAGAAAAACCUUGUGACCUUUCUAGAGGCCAUAUUUUUCAUGAGAUCUUCAUGAAUAUUGGUCAGAAUGUUCACUUUGAUGAUAUCUAGGUCAGGUUCGAAACUGGGUCACGUGGGGUCAAAAACUAGGUCAGUAGGUCUUAAAAUAGAAAAACCUUGUGACCUCUCUAUAGGCCAUAUUUUUCAUGAGAACUUCAUGAAUAUUGGUCAGAAUGUUCACCUUGAUGAUAUCUAGGUCAAGUUUGAAACUGGGUCACGUGGGGUCAAAAACUAGGUCAUUAGGUCUAAAAAUAGAAAAACCUUGUGACCUCUCUAGAGGCCAUAUUUCUCAAUGGAUCUUCAUGAAAAUUGGUCAGAAUGUUCAGCUUGGUGAUAUCUAGGUCAAGUUCGAAACUGGGUCACAUGGGGGUAAAAACUAGGUCAGUAGAUCUAAAAAUAGAAAAACCUUGUGACCUCUCUAGAGGCCAUAUUUUUCAUGAGAUCUUCAUGAAUAUUGGUCAGAAUGUUCACCUUGAUGAUAUCUAGGUCAAGUUCGAUACUGGGUCAUGUGGGAUCAAAAACUAGGUCAGUAGGUCUAAAAAUAGAAAAACCUUGUGACCUCUCUAGAGGCCAUAUUUCUCAAUGGAUCUUCAUGAAAAUUGGUCAGAAUGUUCACCUUGAUGAUAUCUAGGUCAAGUUCGAAACUGGGUCACGUGCGGUCAAAAACUAGGUCAGUAGGUCUAAAAAUAGAAAAACCUUGUGACCUCUCUAGAGGCCAUAUUUUUCAAUGGAUCUUCAUGAAAAUUGGUCAGAAUGUUAACCUUGAUGAUAUCUAGAUCAAGUUCGAAACUGGGUCACGUGGGGUUAAAAACUAGGUCAGUAGAUCUAAAAAUAGAAAAACCUUGUGACCUCUCUAGAGGCCAUAUUUUUCAUGAGAUCUUCAUGAUUAUUGGUCAGAAGGUUCAUCUUGAUGAUAUCUAGGUCAGGUUUGAAACUGGGUAACGUAGGGUCAAAAACUAGGUCAGUAGGUCUAAAAAUAGAAAAACCUUGUGACCUCUCUAGAGGCCAUAUUUCUCUAUGGAUCUUCAUGAAAAUUGGUGAGACUGUUCAGCUUGAUGAUAUCUAGGUCAGGUUCGUAACUGGGUCAUGUGCCGUCAAAAACUAGGUCAGUAGGCCGAAAAAUUGAAAAACCUUGUGACCUCUCUAGAGGCCAUAUUUUUCACGAGAUCUUCAUGAAAAUUGGUGAGAAUGUUCACCUUGAUGAUAUCUAGAUCAAGUUUAAAAGUGGGUCACGUGCCUUCAAAAACUAGGUCAUUAGGUCAAAUAAUAGAAAAACCUUGUGACCUCUCUAGAGGCCAUAUUUUUCAAUGGAUCUUCAUGAAAAUUGGUCAGAAGUUUUUAUCUUGAUGAUAUCUAUGUCACAUGUGCUGAAAAACUAGGUCACUUUGUCAAAUAAUAGAAAUAACGACGUCAUACUCAGUUCAACACUGGGUCAUGUGGGGAUAGGUGAGCGAUUCAGGACCAUCAUGGUCCUCUUGUUGUAAAAUAAACAUUGUGCAAUAAUGACCUUGUGCUUGAACUUGCAAUGGUAAAAUGAUCAAAAUAUCUUUACUUUCUUCUUUUUCUUGAUUUAAUACUAGUGAAAAUAUUGCAUGCAGUGUCCACUCAGUGAAAGACAUUUUCAUCUGACCUGCGCUGAAAGAAACAACCAUCCUCUAUAUGUACAUGUACUAGUAUAUUAUUUUUCAGAUUUUCAUUAUUUUUCAUUUUCAUUAUAUAAUAAGAUUAUUUUAUAAACUCUGAAAUCUUUCAUACAGCACAGAAAAAGAAAGUUGUUCACUUUGGAGAAAAAAGGUCCUCUGAUGAAAUAUCUUGACUGUUUAUGUAGUACAUUGUAACAAGGCUUUGCCGAGUUAUUACAAAAAUUUUACCAGAAAGCUGUUUAUUUCCAUCCUUACCUACAUACAGUAAUAUAUUCAUUUACAAAAUACUAGAGAAAAUAAAAUCAAGCAAAUGAUUUUCUAUUAAGCACGAUUUUAUUUAGUAGUGUAUGAAUUUACAUGUUCAGUCAUAAACUACAUCAGAAGAGUAAUGUUGCACUCUUGCUUUGUGAAAACAUGAAAUCCUGUCCGGCAUGCAAGAGACGAUUUUCUCCGAUAUAGAUAGAAAAGUAUCGUAAUUUCUUUUUGAUAUUUAAUACAAAAGAUAUUGUUUGUUUCACUUGCAGGUCUAAUUUGCAUUUUCUGUGUCAUUUUUCCUUGUAUUUGCAGGUCAAGUAUUGUGCUGUAUGUUCUUAUGACUUUGUACAAAUAACUAUUUGCCAUUAAAUUAUUUCAUUGUUAUAAUAGAUUUUUUUGAAGAAUAAUAAAGAUUUUUACAUCA